AUGGCGUCUAAGAAAAUAGCUCCCUACGGGGACUGGGAGUCGCCCAUCUCAGUGGAUUCUAUAGUAUCCAAGACAAGAUCACUCUCUGCACCACGAGUUAAUCUGGAAUCGGGAAGGGCCUUCUACACUGAAAGUCGCGAAGACGGGAGUACAACGGUUGUAGAGAUCCUCAAGGAUGGAAGAAGAGAUGUCCUUCCGGCAGAGUACAACGCCAAGAACUCCGUUUAUGAGUAUGGCGGUUCACCCUAUGCCAUUCUACCGGAUGAUCGCAUCAUCUUUUCCAACAAAGACAACACUGUUCACAUUGUCAACCCUGACAGCACGGAAGGGUUCAAGCUGACCGGAGGCCCAAAUCUGAGAUACUCCAACUUUGAGGCCAACCCGAAGUGUGACUGGGUAGUCGCCAACCAAGAAGACCAUGAGCACGAUACCCCAGAUGGCGUUCGCAAUUAUAUCGUGGCGAUCAACACUCGAACAACAGACAAGGUAAAGAGGAUACUCGACACUGCUGAUUUCUACUACGAACCUUCGUUCAGUCCCGAUGGAUCAAAACUUGCGUGGCUGGAGUGGAACCACCCUGAGCUGCCUUUUGACGCAGCAAGACUUUAUACUGCAACAUGGCAUGACCAAGGUUCUAUAUCUGACAUUCGUCUCAUCGCAGGCAAGGAUCGCGAAGGAGUCGCAGAGCCUAGAUGGGGUCCAGAUGGUUCCCUGUUCUUUGGUAAAGAAAUUGGUAACUACCGUCGCUUGUUCCGUAUCCUCCCAGGUAGCGAUGAACAACAUGAAGUGGAUGUGAAGGGCCUGGAUAAUGCUGAGUUUGGCGGACUACGGUGGUUCCAGGGAUGUCACACCUAUGCACCUUUGUCUGGACGAUACCUCGUUGCCGCUCCGGUCAUUCUUGGGCAAACCAGAAUGAUUCAUAUUGACCUGGAGUCCAAUUCUUGGAAGGACAUUGGUGACACUGGACGCUUGUCUGAAGUCAAUUUAGACGCAGUAGCUCGCCUGAGUGAUACUUCAGUUCUUGUCAUUGGAGCCGGCGAGACUACUGGCAAGGCAUUAUAUCGGAUUGACGUUGAAAGUACAAGUCAAAUCAAGGAACUACGAAGUUCUACAGACGACAGCUUCCCUGAGUCAUUCUGUUCUAAGCCCGUAUUGAAAUCUAUUCUAUCAAAGGGAGAGCCCGAACGGGAACUGCAUGGCUUUCUCUGGCUGCCUCACAACCUAGACUACCAGGCACCAGAAGGCCAUCUUCCUCCUCUCAUCAUGAUUAGUCACGGCGGCCCGACAUCAUACCUUGGCCCAGGCCUCAAACCACGAGUCCAAUACUUUACCUCGAGAGGUUAUGCCGUUCUGGCCUUCAACUAUAACGGCUCCUGCGCUCAUGGAAAGGCAUACCGCAACGCUCUCUGGGGAAACUGGGGGCUAGUGGAUUCAGACGAUGCUGCCGAGUUCGCAAAUCAUCUGACAGAAACUGGACAAGUAAAGGAAGGGGGAGUUGGGAUAACCGGUGUCAGUGCAGGAGGGUACAACACCCUACGAAGCCUAACUCGUCAUGCAAGGACAUUUGCUGGCGGGGUUUGUCUCUCGGGCGUAAGUGAUAUCAAGCGUCUGGAUGACUCGACGCACAAGUUGGAAUCCGACUAUACGGACCAUUUGGUCCUAGCAUCAGGUACUGAUAAGAGCGAAAAGGACAAGAUAUGCCAUGAGAGAAGUCCAUUGUUUGAAGCCCACAAGAUCACGGCUCCACUGCUGCUUCUGCAUGGUGGUGCGGACAAGAUCACGCCGCUGGACCAGGCACUGGAGAUGUCCAGUGCUAUCGAGAAGGCAGGCGGUGAGGUUGAACUUAUAGUUGUGGAUUCUGAAGGCCAUGGUUUUAGUCAGCCGAGGAAUGUGAGGCUUUGGCUGGAGGAGGAAGAGAAGUGGUGGAGAAAGACGUUGCUAUAA
Messenger RNA from Fusarium venenatum, 1944 nucleotides. The record is from RefSeq and is a predicted model, not a curated record. Lineage: Eukaryota; Fungi; Ascomycota; Sordariomycetes; Hypocreales; Nectriaceae.